CCUCCUUAGGCAGUCUAACAAGAAACGACAACAGCAGAAAUCCUGCCGCAUAUCUCUUCGCUAGUGAAAAUCGUCUUAUGUGCCUUUAAAAAAGUGUUAACUUCAGCAAAAUGCGGGUCCUAGUAAUUUCUACUUUUGUGAUAUUUAGUGUGUGUACAAAGGUUAACGGCCAAGGAAAAGGAAAAGAGGAAGAAUUUCAGUGUCCCUCAGCAACAGGAACAGGAAACUUCGCGGAUCCAGUCACCUGUCGAAGAUUUUAUCAAUGCGUAGAUGGUUAUCCGUACCAAAACAGAUGUCCAUCGGGGUUGUACUUCGAUGACAUAAGCAAAUUCUGCACGUUUAAGAACGAAGCAAGAUGCGGACCGGUACCCUCAACACCGGCUCCCGCAACAGAACCACCAACAGAACUGGCAGAAAAGUGCAAUACUGCCGAAUGUCAGUUACCGUACUGUUUCUGUUCCAAGGAUGGUACUCUAAUUCCUGGGGACUUACAACCAGAAAAGACGCCACAAAUGGUUUUAUUAACAUUCGACGGUGCCGUCAAUUUGAACAAUUAUGAUCAUUACAAAAAAGUGCUAAACGGCAAAAGAAAGAAUCCGAAUGGGUGUAACAUCAAAGGAACGUUUUUUAUUUCACACGAGUACAGCAACUAUCAAAUGAUCCAAAGAUUAGCUAGCGAGGGAAACGAAAUAGCUACAGAAACAAUCUCACUACAAUCUGGUCUACAAGACAAAGGCUACGAAGAAUGGGUAGGAGAAAUGGUAGGAAUGAGAGAAAUCCUCAAACACUUUGCCAACGUUUCGAAAAGUGAAGUUGUGGGAAUGCGUGCACCGUUCUUAAAGCCCGGAAGGAACACCCAAUACAAAGUGAUGGAAGAAUUUGGAUACAUCUAUGACAGUUCCGUUGGAGUUCCAGCUUUGCCUAUUCCAGUUUGGCCUUAUACCUUAGAUUAUAAAAUACCUCAUGAGUGUAAAUCAGGAACUUGUCCUACAAAAUCAUUCCCAGGAAUUUGGGAAGUGCCACUAAAUGCUCACUACGUUGAAGGUUUUGAAGGAGGUCACUGUCCAUACUUAGAUCAAUGUGUAUUACAUAAUCACGACCCUGAAGAUGUCUUUGAAUGGCUCCAAGAAGAUUUCUUGAGGUACUACGAUCAGAACAGGGCACCUUACAUGAUGGCCUUUCAUACAAAUUGGUUUUCGAUCAAAGAGUUAGAAAAAGGACUUCAUAAAUUUCUCGACUGGGUUACGACGCUCGACGAUGUCUGGUUCGUGACCACCACCCAAGCCCUCACAUGGAUGACCGAUCCCAAAGAAGCGAACCAAAUGAACAACUACGAGCCUUGGAGUUGUUCCAAGAAAGACAAUCUUCCUCCUUCACCUUGCAAUGUGCCUAAUAAGUGCGCCCUAAGUCUCAAAAAGGAGAACUUCACCGACACCAGAUACUUGGAGACGUGCUCGGAGUGUCCGAAUCAGUACCCCUGGUUAGGGGACGCUAGUGGUUCCGGUAUACCAAAUAAGGACAAUUACGUUCCCGAUAAUGUGUGAGAACUCUCGAAAGUUGUACUGGGGACCUAGUGAAAGGUUAUAGGUAUAUUUAAACCCAUUGAAUAAAAAGAUUAUGGAAAAAGUCGGUUACAGAGAAUUUGAAUCACUUUUGAACUUUUUUGAACUUUUUCCUUGACAAUUUUUUUCUCACUUCGUUGUGAUUUUGCAUGUUUAUUUUUUGUGUUCGUUUUGCAAUUGCUUUUACGUAAAGUGAAGAAAAAAAUAAAAAAUAUUAAAAUUAAAAAAAUAUAAAUAAUGGAACAACACUUUAAUAAGUGGGCAACGGCCCAGCUACGUCGAAACACCGGUUCCCAUUAGAACACCGAAGUUAAGCGACGUAAGGCGAUACUAGUGGAUGGACGGGUGACCGGUUCGAAACUCUGUAUCGUGCUGUUGUCCAAUAAAGGCAAAAGUGUAAAAUCUAUUGACACACACUGCUCAUUCACGCCGGUUCGAGGCAGAAUGAGAUGGGAUAUCUCGUAAGUAAGAGUCGAUUUAGACUCGACCAUGAUAUGGCCGAGGACCGCGGUUCGGAUUCCGCGUAAACAAAGUAGACCCCGUGCAGAUUAGCCCUGGCA
This is a messenger RNA of Sitophilus oryzae (rice weevil), 2122 nucleotides long. RefSeq lists its product as uncharacterized. The record is from RefSeq and is a predicted model, not a curated record. The transcript is spliced from 10 exons. Lineage: Eukaryota; Metazoa; Arthropoda; Insecta; Coleoptera; Curculionidae. Gene Ontology annotation, cellular component: extracellular region. Bases 111 to 1544 code for a protein of 477 amino acids. Gene Ontology annotation, molecular function: hydrolase activity, acting on carbon-nitrogen (but not peptide) bonds; chitin binding. Gene Ontology annotation, biological process: carbohydrate metabolic process.